AGAGGUCAGUAGUGCAGUUUAGCCACGGUAUAAGAGCGGCCCCAACAUCGGUGACUCCGUUAAAGUAGUCGAACGUUGCACGGUGUCACCAUGAACAUAGUACUGCAGGUGGUACCAUUUUUCCUAGCGGCACGUGUGGAGGUGGAUCUCCCCUGGAUGUACGGGCCCGUGUACACGUUCGAGGUUCAAGUAAACUCGACGGGGAUCCCCGAGGGUGGCUACACCAGCGUUCGACUGAACAUGGCGUCGAAGCUUAUUUGCCAGCCGAAGAGCCACAACCACCACGUGCUCAGCUGCCAUUUCAGCGACUCGAAGGCGAACAGUUUCGUCACAGAGGUCCUCGAUCCAACCAUACCAGGGCAACCGACGAGUCCUGUGAGCCGGCAGACAGCCUACGAGAUGUACCCCGACCAAUUCGAGAUCAAGUUCACGGAGCAGGGUAUAGACAGCCUCGUCGUCAACGAGAACAUUCAACCAAGGGAACUGGACAUGAUUCGCGUGGUCGUCGAUCAGCUAAAUAUCGGAGCACUGACGGAUGACUACGCGGAUGCAUUCGAAGCGAUGGAGAACUAUACUCAGGGCGAAUGCCAGACUAUCUUCAGGAUCACCAGGAACGCCAUUCAUCGCGAGUUGGACGAGGAUCGAGAAUACGUUCUGGAAACUGUCUAUGGGCUGUCGGAGGAUCAGUUGCUGCAGAUCAGGAAGAUAAGGAAUCUGCAUAUGUGCUUGCAUAAUGUACCGUACUUCUUUGGUAGCGCGGAUACUACCAGGCGAUACAGGGAUGUUAUGUCCACUGCUAGCUCAUCCGAGAGUCACAUAGUGGUCACGUCCUCGGAGUUCAUGACUGGUACCAGGAACGUGGUGACUAUCAACAGAGUAUACGAAGGAACGACCCUCUACGAGAACAUAAACCUAAGGCUAUACUCUGUGGAGCAAGCAAGAGACUUGCCACCAGAAGUGAAGGACCCCGAACCAACCAGUAUAUUCAUUGGAGGAUGGUCGAUGGAAAACUCGUACUACGGUGGUGAUUUCUCUAUGAUGUCCUAAUCGAGCCCACGGAAUUGCUUCAUCCUCAUCGCCAUAAAAAUUCAGCUAUUCGCAUCGACAGUGAUGGCAAAGGAAUCCGUGGAUGGAAACGAGACUCGUGGAGAUUGCUUUGGUAACACUGUUCCUGCGAAUAGGGUUACAACUGUAUUGUUAUACGAUCCUGUACAUAAUAAAGAGACUUUUCAUUUCUAUAAGAAAACGUUGUUUGGUUUGUUAUUCUCUUAAAGUGGUAAUAGGAACAGGUGGUAGUCAUUCUGAGAGCAGGUGUUGAGUCACCAGGCGAGGUUUUGUUUUUAAUUUUAAUUGUUUGUGAUUCGUAGCCUGGAGGCUAGUGAGACCGAUAAAAGUUGAUUAGAGGUAAACGUUUCUGUUUCUGUUUUCAAUCUUUUAUUCUACUGUUUGUUAGAGAUAUAUUACAGCUGUUGUUUGCUAUGUUUCAGGUGUUCAGGUGAUGGUGAUCCAAUCAAGAGGAUCGAAAGUGUUUCUAAGCUUGUGUAGGUUAACACUUUGCGCUCGAGGCAUUUUUCUAUAAAAUCAAAUCCGGUCCAUUUUUAUAAUAAAUUUCUGUAAAACCAAAAACUCUACUUCGAGAAGAAACAUCUACGAACAUUCAUGACUCAAUGCAUUAUUAUUUCAAUUCAUAAUUAACUGUAUUCCAAUAUAAGUAAAAUUGAAAGUGUACGUUCAAAAAAAUCACUUUUAAAUUACAUAUGUCGCCCUAGAGGCGCCACUCGAGCGCAAAGGGUUAUUAAUAAGUUACAGAUAAGUACAGUUCUGUGAGAAGCUUUAUAACGUCACGGAUUUGUGUCUGUACCUUAGAAUAAACCAUGCAAGGAUGGAUUUUUAGAAGCUUAAGAUUCUAAGUCACUUAACUAGAGUUACAUUGUCCAUUUCUACUCGAAAUAUUACAUUUCUACAAUUUUCGGUCAACUAACCAUUGAAUUAUAAGCCCUUUUCCUCCUAGAGAUCCUUCAGAUGGAAGAAACCUGUAAACAAUUUUAAAUUAAGAAUUAAUCCAAGGAAAAUCUAAACUGUCAUUGAAGUAUUAUUACUAAGACAUAAAGUGUACGUAAAACAAUGAUUGUAAACUCUUCGAUACCCAUUUAGGAUCCUCUUUGCUGAUAAUUACAGUUAUCAUAUUAAUUACAU
Molecule: messenger RNA, 2196 nt
Organism: Hylaeus volcanicus
Lineage: Eukaryota; Metazoa; Arthropoda; Insecta; Hymenoptera; Colletidae
Exons: 3
Coding region: 91-1047 (318 amino acids)
Biological process (GO): lipid transport
Molecular function (GO): lipid carrier activity
Source: RefSeq, a predicted model, not a curated record